UUUUGCUCUUUGCGCUAGUUUCGUAAAUAUUGAAUCCAGUAAACACACAAACAUAUGAUUUCACAUAUUUUUUUAUUAAAUUGCAAAUUCUAGCAGAAGUUAAUACAUUUUUAUAUUAUCUUCAUAUACAAAUAAUAUUUUUACAGUGAUUUAUUAAUUAUAUAAAAACCAUAAUGUCGAUAAUAAUCGAAGACGAACAAAUGAAUAAUCUGCGGAUGUUGCCUCGGAUAGUGCUGAUAGCCUGUGGUUCCUUCAGUCCACCGACGCCAAUGCAUUUUCGCAUGUUCGAAAUAGCGCGUGACUAUUUCAAAACACAAGGCACACAUAACGUCGUUGGUGGCAUCGUUUCACCCACACAUGAUUCCUAUCAGAAGAAAGGUCUCGUUGCUGGUACACAUCGUUUUGCUAUGUUGAAAUUAGCAUUGCAAUCGUCAACAUGGAUAAAGCCUUCUGACUGGGAAAUCCAACAAACGGAAUGGUCACGCACACUCUCCGUUCUACAGUACCAUCAAAACCAUAUGAAUAACUAUAUCAACUCACCACUAGAGAGUGACAUGAAUGGCACUCUACCGGGUUGGAUGCCUUCCGGUUUGCGUGAGCGUCAAGAUGGUGUGCAAUUGAAAUUGUUGUGUGGCGCUGAUUUACUAGAAUCAUUUGCAGUACCUGGCUUAUGGGCAGAAAAAGAUAUUGAAGAUAUUGUAGGCAAUCAUGGCCUGGUGGUAAUCACACGUUUUGGUGCUAAUCCGGAAAAAUUCAUUUUCGAGUCAGAUUUGUUGACUAAAUAUCAGAAAAAUAUUACAUUAAUAACGAAUUGGGUACCGAAUGAAGUUAGUUCUACCAUGAUACGACGUCUCAUUUCACGCGAUCAGUCAGUGAAAUAUUUGCUUGAUGAUCGAGUUAUUGACUAUAUACAUAUGCAAGGACUAUUCAAUUGUAAAACUUUCACUUUAGAUAAUCGUAAGCCGUCCAGCAUUCAACAGGUCUUUUGUUGUGGUGACAAUGAGAAUAACGCCGCAGCCAAGAAAUUGCUACCAAGUCGUAAUGGGCCAGGACAAGUGGUGCAGGUGGUGACGUCCGAGAAGGGCGGUACGAAAGUGACAACGGAGCUACAACGUGCUGGCAGCGGAUGGGAUGAGUCCGAUGCCAAAAAGCAGAAGACAGAUGCGGUGAAUGUUUAAAUACAUUGCUCGAGAGUUCCUGUUAGCGAAUAGAAGACA
Molecule: messenger RNA, 1217 nt
Organism: Zeugodacus cucurbitae (melon fly)
Lineage: Eukaryota; Metazoa; Arthropoda; Insecta; Diptera; Tephritidae
Gene: Nmnat
Product: nicotinamide/nicotinic acid mononucleotide adenylyltransferase 1
Exons: 8
Coding region: 174-1178 (334 amino acids)
Biological process (GO): NAD+ biosynthetic process
Molecular function (GO): nicotinamide-nucleotide adenylyltransferase activity; nicotinate-nucleotide adenylyltransferase activity
Source: RefSeq, a predicted model, not a curated record